This is a messenger RNA of Cyanidioschyzon merolae strain 10D, 2034 nucleotides long. Its product is annotated as similar to Glu-tRNAGln amidotransferase subunit A. Gene Ontology annotation, molecular function: catalytic activity. The transcript has a single exon. The record is from RefSeq and is a predicted model, not a curated record. Bases 1 to 2034 code for a protein of 677 amino acids. NCBI's taxonomy places the organism in Eukaryota, Rhodophyta, Bangiophyceae, Cyanidiales, Cyanidiaceae.
AUGAGCUUGCAACCAAGAAAGCCUAAGCGGUUCACGUCACUCCACGGCACAACGCUCCGUGUGCUGGUUUUGGUCCUGGAACUUCUAGGCAACCUGGGUUCGUGGCUUGCCGCAACCUUUACGAAACGACUGUUCAGCUUCGACCGGCUAUGCACGACGCUGCGUUCGAUCGUUGAGCUGGGUGCUGCGGAGGGUUCAGCGACAGCAGUCGACGCCGCGGCACUCGCUACGAGUGCGCUAGACGAGCGUCCGUUGCCGGGUCGGCACAUCGAUGGCAGUUCAGCGACUCGACAGCCACGAGAAGCGCUCUCCUAUGCGCGAGUUUGGGCUCUGUGCGAAGCAUACUCCGCAAGUGUUGGGAAAACGCGAGUCGCUUCCGUUCAGGAAGCAGCUCCACCGACUGCAUUCGAAGAGCGCGGCAUCCGCACCGGCUCCUGCCUAACCUAUCAUCAACUAUAUCGACAGCGAGUCUGCACACCGCUGCAAAUCCUGGAAUCUACGCUAAGCGCUAUCCGGAAGAUGGAACAGGGAGGGAUGACGGCAUGGGGUCCAUCGCCAUUUUCACAGGUAUUCGAAGAGCGCGCUCGGCGAGCUGCGAACGCCUCUGCACAGCGCUAUGCGAGAGAGCCGCAGCCUCAGCCGCUCUCAGUCCUGGAUGGAGUGCUUGUCGUUGUGAAAGACUCGGUCAAUGUGGCUGGACGUGUGACCUCCAGUGGAACGCGCAUUCAUACGAUCCCUCCAUACCGAGACGCUCCUCGCGUCGCCGACGCGGAUGCACUCUUGAUCGAACGCCUCGAAGCAGCUGGUGCCGUUGUGCUCGGAAAAACGAAGAUGACAGAGUUUGGACUCGACCCGCUCGGUUUCAGUGAGGUCUAUGCGAUGCCGCCGUGUGCUUUUAGCGAGCGGCAUGCCGCUGGUGGCUCAUCAACGGGUAGCGCGGCUGCUGUCGCACGCGUCGCGCUGCUGCAUGUGCCUGUUGCCUAUGGUACCGAUGGUGGCGGUAGCGUGCGGAUUCCGGCUGCUUGGAAUGGCCUUUUCGGAUUGAAGCCGACCCAUGCAUUUCUGCUUCCGCGUCGUGGUGACCCCGGUAUCGCCUGCUCAAGCGUAGGCCACGGUGGCGUCCUCGGAGUCUCGGUGCUUGAUCUUGUUGCCUUCCUGGUCGCCGCGGUGCAGGAUACGUCACCCAACACGAAGAGCAUGGAUCAUUUGCUCGUGCAUGCUGACGAGAGCGGAGAUGGUUACGCUCCGAGAGGUUCAGCGAAACAUGCUGUGGCGAUGCUACUGGACCGCUUGGAGCAAUGGAGCGCAUCGCUGAACGAUGCCGGACAAAUAGCGGUUGGGUCCACGAGAAAGCUCCGCAUUGGUAUACCAUUGUCUGAGUGGCAGCGAUGCUCCUCGGCGGCGAUUCGACGCACUGGUCUGGACGCCUUGCAUCGGCUCGCGGAUCGCGGUUGGGCGGAACUCGUGACGAUACCCCAGGAGCACAUAUCUUUGCAACCGUUUGCCUCAGCUCUUGGAGCAAUUUAUUUGCCCCUGGAUGCCCUCGAAUGUCUUUUAUCCACAGACUGGAGCUUCAAACCACGCAGCGAGCUUCUUGAGUACGGGAGUCGUCUCGUUCUGCACACGGUGAAAGGCAUCACCGGAGCCGAUAUGGCCGUUGCUCGGCGAGCGAGAGCGGCCCUUCGAGUGCAACUGGCAACCCUGUUUCGUCGCAACAUUGUGGAUGUGCUGGCCUUGCCCACAACCGAUACGCUUCCGGUUGCGUUCCGGCCCGAUCGGAAACCUUGCAAGGAUCUGCGGGCGACCUGGCAAGCCGUCACCUAUACUUUUGUGGCAAACAUUGCUGGUUUGCCGGCGGGAACAGCACCGGUAGGUCUUGUGCCCUCUGCCGACGCACAGGGAAGCGAGCCGCCGGUUUACCUUCCAGUAGGCAUCCAGUUCAUUGGUGAUGCCUACGAUGAUGCCACAGUGGUGCAGGCACUGGCGCUGAUUGAGCGUUCUGGAAUGGUGCCUGCGUUGCCAUCAGCGCCUUAG